Messenger RNA from Laetiporus sulphureus 93-53, 624 nucleotides. RefSeq lists its product as uncharacterized. NCBI's taxonomy places the organism in Eukaryota, Fungi, Basidiomycota, Agaricomycetes, Polyporales, Laetiporaceae. The transcript is spliced from 4 exons. The coding region runs from base 1 to 624 and encodes 207 amino acids. The record is from RefSeq and is a predicted model, not a curated record.
AUGAGUGGCAUGUCCCCUACUCGAGCUAUCCGACCCGCACGAGUACCCCGACUCCGCUCCGCGCAGUGCAGUGCGCUCUCCGAUGCCGUGCGGCCCUCGUCGUCCUUCCGAUCACACACAUCUGCACUCUCCCACCCUUGGGCGCGCGACACCCCUCUCCGGCGCACCUCCACGCGCCCUUUCACCCUCGCUGGGCCGAACGCGCUGCACGCAGGGCUCGAGAACAUCUCCGACAUGCCACUCUGCACAACGCAUGCGCCCAUGACGAUGCGCAAGAUGAUGGGAUCCUUCCGCCUUGACCUCUUCGCGAUGCACAACGCCGGAAUCCGCUCCGCUGCAGCGCCCAUCAACUGCGACUAUCCGCUCGUCCCUCCCUCGCCGUGCUGGUCGCACGCACGCAGCGCAUCGCCGCUGAAGUGCUCGCUCCAGGAAGAGCCCGAGGAGAAGUGGGUCGCGUCAAUGGAUUCGGCUUCGCCGUUCAAGGCAGGCGCUGUCGCCGGCACGUGGACUGCACCGCUCAUGACGCCCGCGCAGUCGCUCAAGCUCAUGAGGAUCAAGCUCAUGAGGAUCGGGGUAAAACCGGGUUCCGCAGGUAAGGAGGGCGGCAUCGCCGCCGUACUCUAG